This is a messenger RNA of Linepithema humile (Argentine ant), 4441 nucleotides long. The record is from RefSeq and is a predicted model, not a curated record. NCBI's taxonomy places the organism in Eukaryota, Metazoa, Arthropoda, Insecta, Hymenoptera, Formicidae.
AUGGCGAUGCCUCUCGCCUUUCCGUUUUCCAACCGAUUUCAAACGGAUACCGAAAAUGCCGAAAGCAACGAAACAAACGUAAAGAAGAAACGUUUCGAACGGGAAUUCGCGGAGCGCGAUCUUUGGCCAUUCAAACUACAAUGGUCCUUCGGGAUAAAUCCGGCAGUACCGGUGAUAAAUCUAACUGCGGAAAAUCAUGUGCUAGUGGCAUACGCCUGCUCGCAUGCUGCGAUGAUCUACAACUGCAGCUCGCGGAAGAUGUCACCGCUUCUGGGCCACCGAAAUGCUGUGAGAACGUUGUCGACCACGCGAGAUGGCAAGUGGCUGCUGACAGCGGAUUUUGAACAGGAUUGCGUGACUGUGAUUUGGGACACGGAGAAAUGGCGAGUGUUUUCCUCGGAGAUUGUUUUGCAAAACUAUUUUCCUUGCUUACCGUCGGCAAUGGAAAGUGUCAGAACGUAUAUUUCUGGCUGUGGACUCAUGGAAAAGACAGGCCAAAUGCAUCACUUUUCAUUGGUCGACACUACGUCUGAACGUGUCAAGGAAAUAACUUUUAAUGACGAACAUUCAGAACAGUUUGCAUUGACGACCGAUUACCACGUUCUAUUCCUAACUUGGGUUCUUCUCAAAUUUGAUAAACAAGAACGGUCACAUUUUAAGCUGCGAUUAUCCCCAAGUCUUGGCGAAGUUUCGACGUAUUGGAAUCUUCAAUGGAUCCUGCUACGUUCCAAAGUGCAACAAGUAUUUACAGCGACUACAAAUGGAUGCAUCUUGGUGUGGGGCGAUGUUUCUCGCAAGGAGAAUCGCGCGAUCGAUGAUUCCAAAUACAGAAAAAAGAAACACAUAAAGACUGUCAAUUUGCAGAAGAGCAACAUUACUGUUAUUAUUAAUAACGAGGGCAUGCUCGUUACGGGAAAUUCGAACGGUCGCGUUACAUUCUACGAUUAUCAGUUGAGACUCUUGUACUGGUGUGAAAGUUGUGAUCUCGAUUCCAUUCGAUGGAUUAGCUUCGAUCUUCGAGCCAUCGAUUCAUCUAAAAAGCAUCAAGAUAACGGCAAAAUAAAAAUAGCAACUGCGUCAAAACUCAUUACAAAUGCGGAACAUGGUCAACGAAACUACAAGAGCGAUAAAUCCAUAGAUAAGGCAACUAAUGAGGCAAAAUCAAGCAAUUUGCCAACGGAUGCUACUAUACACAGCUCUCCAUUUAAUGUCCGAAAUUUUCUUGCAUGCUCCUCUGCAGGAAGAAUAGCAUUAAUAGAAAUUGCAAAGCAGAAAUGUCGUCUUGUGUUACAGCCACUUGCUACCGUGACUAGUCUAGACGCUCAUCCAGAAAGCAAUUACGUGAUUGUGGGAGACGCGCAGGGCGCUGUACACUUGUACAACUUCGAUAAGCGCAUUCUGACGUCAUCCAGGAGCACGCCGUCUCUUCCGGACUUCCGGCCAGUUCUCAAAAAACAGGAAACCGACAGAAACUUCAUUUACGUCACGUGUCCGCAGAACCACGAAUCCUUGAAAGCCGUCACCGCUCUAAAGUUCUCACCGAGAUGCGAUAUGCUGGCGUGCGGUUUAGAGAACGGGACGAUUUGGAUUCUACAUUAUAUCACUUUGGAUCCUCUAGACGAGAUACCGUACAAGCACUCUUCAGUAGCCGUUAACAAAAUCGUGUUCACACCAGACGCCGAAUAUAUGGCUUACUCGGACAACGCAUUGACAGUGGUGGUAUUCAAAAGGAACGACAUCGCCGCUUCAAAGGAGCGCAACCUGUGGAAUUUGAUCGGAAAGUAUCACUCGCAUUAUCUGCCUAUCAGAGACAUACUUUUUGGCCCGCCCGCGUCCGAUUCUCGUAUACCGCGAUUUUUCUCCUUGGGAGAAGAUCGAGAGCUCGUCGAGUAUGAUUUGGAACGCAGCGGGCCGUAUCCUGCGCCAGGACUUCAAAUCCUACGCAUUGAUCAGGUUGAACAGAGCGCCAUUCCCCUCUGCCUGGCGUGGUAUCCUGGAUUCGGCACCGAAGGAUUCCUCAUGCUCUCAAAUUCGGAAGUAAUACGCUCUGUGAUGCUCAUUGCACGAACAAGGCGUGAUCUCUUAUUCGUAAUUGCAUAUAAAUACAAAAUCUUCAGCGACGUCACCAAGAUGGUUCGCGGUACUUAUUUAGGGCCGACGUUUGGAGAACCAGUGCAACACUUGCAGGUUUUAAAGAAGAAAUCUCGGGACAACGAUUAUAUGGUAUUCGCAACGGACAGAGAAAUCGGCCUACAGUUGCUGCCUCUGGACGGCAAUCCUUACAGGAUCGUCAGUGUAACGGGCCAUCCGCAAAAAAUAACAGGCAUCUCCGUCAGCAACAACAGAGAAAUGAUGUUUACCGCAGGCUAUAACGAUCCGUGUGUUUUAAUGUGGAAAAUCAGACUCAGGUCCGUUGACACAAUGGCGCAAUUAGGCGGCGAAGGACUCUCGCCGUUUCAUCGUCUUAUUAAAGACGGGCUGAUAAACGAGAUAAAAGACCUGUUCUACUACACGCAGAUAUUACGUCAAGAAUGUACGACCGCUCCUAAAAUCGUUUCUGACACCAUCGGUGUCGAACAGAUCUCGAAUCUCAUGCGAGCUAUUGGAUAUUUUCCGACUAACAAAGAAGUAUUCUUUGCGUAUAAUGUUACACGAUGUCCUAAAAGCCUUGAUUUUAAUUUCAGUGAUAAACUCUUUGAUAUAGCAGACGAUUUUUUUAAUAUUAACGUUAAAUAUUAUUUCUUGUGUCUUAAAAGUAUAUUUAUAUCGAAUAAUGAGCUUUUAUUUCUCAUUAAAAUUGUAAAGUCCUGUUUUUUAAGACAUUGUAUAUGUCAUGUUGAGGCAGAAUAUUUGUUGAAACAAAUUUUAUUUAAGAUAGAGAAUAUCAUAGCGGAAGUGUGUUACAAAUAUUACGUCGAAACCGGCGAACUUGUCAAAGAAGUCACCUUCGAGGAAUUUGUGCGACUUUAUGUGAAUCACCGACCGGUGUUUGAACUCGGUAUGCAUCAGAUAAAAGAAGCUUUUCGUACUUUCGUCGAAGAGAAUUUUAACAGUGUGGAAACUCCUACUUUAACGCGAGAGCAGUUUAUGAAUAUUUUAUUCGGUAUUUUGACAGAAGACAGUAAAGCUAUCGGUGAGUCCAUUAGUUGAUUCGCUCAUUAUUAAUUGAUUUUGUCGAAAAUACAAGUCUGGUUUUAAAUCUUUACUGUUGUAUUUUGACGUAGAAUUCAUUAAUCUAUCAAAUUUAGUUUUACAUUAUCUGUGCUUUCAUUCAAAACAAUUGUUAAACAAUUAUACUAAUUAAUAUUGUAACACUACAUUUUAAAUAUUACAACAAAAAUAACUUAAAAAUCUGCCGACAAAUAGAAAUGAAAGGUAUAAAAUUAAUUAAAAUUGAAACUAAAUUUGUAUUACUUGCGAAAUAAAUGAUUGAACUUAUUUCCAAUAUUCAACGAUGUACAUCUUUCUCUUCAUUUCAUCUUAUUCGUAGGUGACCCGUUGACUCUGCAAGAAGCGUACACGUAUCUCAGAUCACUCGUACCUCCUGACGAGAAAAUGAUCGAGAACCGUCGCUCAAGUCCGACGCGAAGAUCCACGUCCUUUAAUUUUCUCCCAUCGGUAACUAUCCUUCUUCUUUCCCCUCCAAGUUGCAAAUUGUUACUUAAGAAUAUACGGUAGGCGGUGAAUGUAAAAUAAACAAGAUAAGUUCGUCGUUAGGCUUCCCGAGAGUAAUGUAUUGUUAUGUUAUGAUACAGAGAAUAUCUUACAAAGAUUUCACCAUGCACAUCAUGGAUAUUGAGUUGCUGAAGGAAAACUAGGGCUGACAAUUUGAGGAAAUCAGCGCGGUUACUUGCUGUACUCUAAGAGGUUUUUCUUUUAUAACUAUUUACCGCUGUAGCGAGCUUGAUUAAGCGCCAACAAUCGAUAAAAAACGAAAAACAAUAAACGCGGUGUUCCUUUUUUUAAAAUUCAGAUUAAGAGACGCCGGGAAAAAAAAACACUGGCGGACUGGUCUGUCGUUGCAGUCCUUCGUAUAUGUUUCGCGUAAAAAGAUAUACGUGUGCAGGCGCACGAAACUCGAGAAAACAAUAUAAAAGCGGACGACGGACACGUUUUUCCUCUCCUUGUUCCUGUAAUACUGUUCGAUGAAGUCUUCGGCGAGAAGAUCCCAUAAUCAUUAUUUUCAAAAUGUUUACAGUACUUGCGAUUGCCGCGCGUCCUUACUUUCUUAAUCAACUAUUCGUGUGGCCGAAGAGUGGCCCCCCUGCCCGCCGAUCUUACGUUACUUCUUCCAACCUCGCUGGUGCGUUGCGACAAAAUUAAUACAAGCUAUUAAUCGGCUUCUCGGUGUGGCACAGGACUGUCGGCGGAAGGGCUGUUCCGGGUUGUGCUGUGAAAGAAUUAUUUCGUUAAAAAAAAAAAAAAAAAGAACGCCUCGCGA